AUGGGCUGCGGGCCUUCCCGGCGCGCCCCGGACCGGCGAGGCGGGCCGGCGCCCAGGAGGGGCUGGGAAGAACCACCCAAGGCUGGUGUCAGGGUGACUCCUUCUGGGGAGAAUUGCCACCUGGAGACUGAGGCUUCAUGGCCCCAGGCCACUGUGAAUAAUGCUGAAAGCCUGGAUCAACAAGCUCAGAUGGGAAGCUUGCCUGGAACUAUUCCAGAACAUUCUCCAUCUCCCAGUCAAAGAAAUGGAAUAGUAAAUUCAGACCCAGUGACCAAUGGAUUCACGAGUAAACCCCAGCUCCUUGAGAACCGAGAGCGACAGAAGUCAUCAGCAAUCCUGGAGGAGCUCGUCAUUCAAGGAAUAAUACAGAGCUGCAGCACAGUCUUUAGAAACGGGGAGUCGUAUGAUGUCAUGGUGGACACGACUGAGAAGCCACUGAGAAAGCCGCCAGCCAGGCUGAAAAAACUUAAAAUCAAGAAGGAAGUGAAAGCGCUCACUAUGAAGGACAUACAGGAGAAGAUGCAGGCCGCGGAGCAGCGCCGGAAGUCAAAAGAAGAAGCAAUAAGGAAAAGGCUACGGAAUGACCGACUUCUGCCCACAGCCCAGGACUCAGAUCUGGCUGACCUGGGCAGGGCCGAGACUCUGUUACCAAAAGAACUUCUGGCUGUGAGAUCUACUGCUGACCAGUCCCACCCGCAGGCCGAGGAGCAGCGGAAGAGGGAGAAGAGUGACAGCGAUGUGGCCGCCCUCAGGAGGACUGAGAACUAUGCGGGUUUGGGGGUUGUAGAGUCAGACAUGUCCUACAACCAGGAGGGUGACAUAUUCUAGGAAGCCCUGUGUGUGUUUGUGCGUGAAGUUCACAACCAGGUGCCCAUUCUCUCCAGUUGGGAGUCUUAGUGUCUCUGUCUUGUGUUCUUUGACAUCAAUGGGAUUCUACUCAUGUGAUUUCUGCCAUGCAUUGGGGGAGGGCUUGUGAGCUGCAGGGCUGUGUUUUUGCUUAGAAAGUUGAAUGGCUGUGCUCAUCAGGAAGGAGAGGUUGGCAUGCUCCCUCAGUGUGGCUUCCAGCAUUGACUAGAGGUCUCUCAUGCAGGAGUGCCUUCCAGCUUACGUGGAGGUUUGUGCCAAAAGAAGCCUUUGUUUGCACUGCUGCCCCUUGGCUGUGCUCGCUGAUGGUAAAUUGUGCACAUGUGUAUGCGAUGUGUCAAUAUCUCUGUGUUUUUUUUAGUGCUACAUGUGUGGGUUUGUUCAUUUUCAUUUUUUGCUGUCAAGAAAUCAAGUGACAACUUGAAGUUGGUCUUAUUACAGUUUUAUCCGUAAAAUUUAAGUAAGCCAUAUCCAUUGUUUGGAAUUAUGUGAAGUAUGGGGCCUGGGGAUGUAGCUCAGGGGUACAGUGCUUGCCUGCCAUACCAGAUCCUUAGCUUUAAUCUCUGACACCCCAUGAAAACCAAAACCAAAAAAUAUUACCACAAAAGAAUUUGCGAAGCAUGGAGUUAACUUUAUACUGAAUAAGCAAAGCUUCCGUUAGAAUGAGGAUGGGAGGAAGGGAGGGCGGAGAGUCCACCUUGCUGACAGCUCCUCUUUCCUACACACACUCUGAGCCAGGGGCAUGCUGCGCUGUCUCACUCUCCUAUGACCAUGCCCAGCCAGGGCGCAGGCCUGAAGAGGUUACAUUCUGAAGAGCUCACAUGCACUUUUCUUACGUUUCUCUUGUUACUCCUUAGUUUAGACCGUACUACCCACUAUCAUUCCAUAAUUUUCUCACAUUCUAUACAAGUAUAGUCUAAGACCCUUUAUUACCCACUCCCUUGUUAUCAAUAUGAAAGUACAGGCUAGGGCUGGUGAGAUGGCUUAGCAGUUGAG
Jaculus jaculus (lesser Egyptian jerboa) is the source of this 1860-nucleotide messenger RNA. RefSeq names its product stathmin domain containing 1 (gene Stmnd1). Gene Ontology annotation, molecular function: tubulin binding. The transcript is spliced from 5 exons. Gene Ontology annotation, biological process: neuron projection development; microtubule depolymerization; regulation of microtubule polymerization or depolymerization. The record is from RefSeq and is a predicted model, not a curated record. NCBI's taxonomy places the organism in Eukaryota, Metazoa, Chordata, Mammalia, Rodentia, Dipodidae. Gene Ontology annotation, cellular component: cytoplasm; neuron projection. Bases 1 to 828 code for a protein of 275 amino acids.